This is a messenger RNA of Zophobas morio, 918 nucleotides long. RefSeq lists its product as uncharacterized. NCBI's taxonomy places the organism in Eukaryota, Metazoa, Arthropoda, Insecta, Coleoptera, Tenebrionidae. Bases 204 to 833 code for a protein of 209 amino acids. The transcript has 3 exons. The record is from RefSeq and is a predicted model, not a curated record.
UCUAAUCCCAUUUAAUUAAAACCACACACUUGAAUCUUUCUCUUUUUGAUAAAAUCUUUGAGACUGACGUUCCAAUGUUAGGUCCUUAGUCUCCCUUAAUCUUAUCAAUUUUUCAAGUAUCCCUACAAAUAUAAAAGCGAGGGAAAGACAAUAGUUUUUAUUCCAAGUCAGCUCUUCCACGGAACAACCUCCUAACACACAAGAUGUACAAACUGCUAGUAAUAUCAAUCUUUGCCCUCUACGUCCAACAUGUUUUGGGCCACGGUAUGAUGUUGGAACCACCAAAUCGAAGUUCUUUGUGGCGAUAUUAUAACAACACUCCUAUAAACUACAACGACAACCAAAAUUUCUGCGGAGGCAGAGCAAUCCAGUGGGACGUGCUUGAUGGUAAAUGCGGUGUCUGUGGCGACAGGUACGACGACCCACAUCCUCAAGCCAAUGAAAACACGGGCCAAUAUGGUCGGGGCCUUGUAGUCCGAACCUAUGAAUCUGGUAGCCUUAUUAACAUCACCAUAGAACUCACCAGCAAUCACAAAGGGUAUUUUAACUACAGCAUAUGUGUUUUGAAUGAUCCCAAUGAGCCUGAACCAGGUGAAGAUUGCUUCCAUGGUCUUAUUCUUGGUGAUGGUAGAAAGCAGUACGACGUUGCAGCUGUAGAAGAGAAAAUUGAACACACUCUUCUUCUUCCGUAUGGUCUGAAAUGUGAAAGAUGCGUUUUGCGCUGGCAUUACACCGCUGGUAACUCGUGGGGACAGUGCGAAGAUGGGACUUCUGCGGAUGGGUGUGGGCCUCAGGAGACGUUCCGAUCGUGUGCUGAUAUAGCUAUUGUAUAACAUGACCGAACUAUUUAAUAUGGAGAAUAUUUUUGUUGUAAAAAAUAGGGGUGUUUUAUACUUUAAUAAAGUAGUUUUUGUAUUU